Molecule: messenger RNA, 465 nt
Organism: Linum trigynum
Lineage: Eukaryota; Viridiplantae; Streptophyta; Magnoliopsida; Malpighiales; Linaceae
Source: the annotation of a GenBank genome assembly
GAGCAAGACUUGCAACCCUAAAUUAACAACUAUCAAGAAAGUGGUUAAUUACCAUACAAACAAAUUAUGAUCAGUUGCUUCUCAACCGCGGUCCUGUUAAUUUUGGCCGCCUCAUCCUCCGCCGUAAGAGUAUCCUCUGACGGCGGCGACGACGGCUUGUUGUCGUACCAACAUGUCUCCGUUUCCAGCGAGCUGACCGGCGGGAAGGUGUUGAUGGUCCACUGCAAGUCGGCCGACGAAGACCUCGAGAUCCAUAACUUAACGACGGGGUCAGAAUUCAAGUGGCAGUUCGAUCCAUUGAUCCAGGGCGGAACCACCUUGUUUGGUAAAUCUUGUGGUUGGGUAGUAUUUCUGGUUCGAUUAUGGUUCCACCAUUUUGCCUGAUUAAUUUGAUCAAAUUGAUAGGUAUUUUAUGUUUUAAGAGACAAAAUUUUAUAGGAAAGACAAUGAAGUUUUUCGUUAGGG